Neolamprologus brichardi is the source of this 978-nucleotide messenger RNA. RefSeq names its product L-serine dehydratase/L-threonine deaminase-like. Lineage: Eukaryota; Metazoa; Chordata; Actinopteri; Cichliformes; Cichlidae. Gene Ontology annotation, molecular function: threonine deaminase activity; L-serine ammonia-lyase activity; pyridoxal phosphate binding. The record is from RefSeq and is a predicted model, not a curated record. Gene Ontology annotation, biological process: L-serine catabolic process; L-threonine catabolic process.
AUGAAGACCCAGCAGGAUCUUCAUGUGGCCACUCCAGUGAGGGAGAGCCUUGCCCUGACCAAACUGGCCGGGACCUCUAUUUACCUCAAGCUGGAUUCGUCGCAACCGACAGGAUCCUUUAAGAUCAGGGGCCUCGGUCACCUGUGCAAAACGCUGGCAGAGCGAGGAUAUGAGCGAUUUGUCUGCUGUUCAGGAGGAAAUGCCGGCAUGGCAGCAGCUUAUUCUGCCCGCAAGCUCGGGGUUCCUGCAACUAUCAUUGUCCCAAACGUCACACCGAACAUAACAGUGGAGAAAAUGAGGGACGAGGGAGCCACUGUGAUCAUUCAUGGCAAGAAUGUAGAUGAAGGCAUUGCAUACGGACAGGAGCUUGUGGCAAACAACGCUGGCUGGAUAUACAUCCCUCCCUUUGAUGAUCCCCUCAUCUGGGAAGGCCACACAUCUCUGAGAUCAUCAAAGGAGCUGGAGCACGACCUGAAGGAGAAGCCAGGAGCGAUAGUGCUGUCAGUGGGAGGCGGGGGCCUGCUGAACGGGGUGGUGGAGGGACUGCGUCGCGCCAACUGGGCUGACGUCCCUGUUGUAGCCAUGGAAACCAUGGGUGCACAUAGCCUCCAUGCAGCCAUGGAGGCUGGAGAGCAUGUGACUUUACCUGCAAUUACAAGUGUUGCAACCACACUGGGCGUGGCAAAGGUCUCAGCGCAGACAAUGAAACUGUCACAAGAACACCCGAUUCUGUCAGAAGUAGUCACAGACCAGGAGGCUGUGAAAGCUGUUGAACGCUUUGUGGAUGAUGAGAAGAUCCUGGUGGAGCCUGCCUGUGGUGCUGCUCUGGCAGCGGUGUACAGUGGCAUUAUCACAAGGCUGAGGGAUGAGCGCAAGCUGCCGCAGCACCUGGGCCCUGUGGUCAUUGUGGUGUGUGGCGGCAACAACAUCAGCUUGGAGCAACUGGACAAGUUGAAAAAGCAGCUCGGCAUUAUUUAA